CCUCUCUACUUCUCUUAUCAGCCCUCAGUCAUAAAAACAAGGCUUGACUCGGAACAAACUCUCUGUAAAUAAGCUAUUCUGCUGUCCCCUGGUCCCCUGGUCCUGUGGUCCUGUGGUCCUGUGGUCCUGUGGUCCUGUUGUCCUCUGGUCCUGUUGUCCUCUGGUCCUCUGGUCCUGUUGUCCUCUGGUCUGGUCGUGCGGUGGUUCUGGUGUCACCUGGACUUCAGCAGGAGGUGGAAGAUGUCAAAGACCCAGGAGGCGAUGGAGCUCGGGCUGAAUGGAGGCUCCAAACACCAGGUUUCAGGUGCGGACCCCCGACAGCGCCGAGGCGCCACCGUCAGCUUCCACAACAUCGACUACAAGGUGGUGCAGGGAGGAAGCUGCCUGUGUCGGAAGAAGGGCACCACCAAGGACAUCCUCGUCAACCUCAAUGGGGCCAUGAAGCCGGGCCUGAACGCCAUCAUGGGCGCCACAGGAAGUGGGAAGUCAUCGUUCCUGGACGUUUUGGCGGCCAGGAAGGACCCCGCUGGUCUGUCGGGAGAAGUCCUGAUCGACGGAGCUCACCAGCCUCCCAACUUCAAGUGCCUGUCUGGAUACGUGGUGCAGGACGACGUGGUGAUGGGGACCCUGACGGUCAGAGAGAACUUCCGCUUCUCCGCCGCGCUGAGGCUCCCGGCCUCCGUCUCGCAGCGGGAGAAGGAGGCCAAGGUGGACAAACUCAUCCAGGAGCUGGGACUGGGCCGAGUGGCCAACUCCAAGGUGGGCACUCAGCUGAUUCGGGGCAUCUCCGGCGGCGAGAGGAAGAGGACCAACAUCGGCAUGGAGCUGAUCAUCGACCCGCCCGUCCUCUUCCUGGACGAACCCACCACGGGCCUCGACGCCAGCACCGCCAACUCCGUCCUGCUGCUGCUGAAGAGGAUGGCCAACAGCGGUCGCACCAUCAUCCUCUCCAUCCACCAGCCUCGGUACUCCAUCUACCGGCUGUUCGACAGCCUCACCCUGCUGGUCAACGGCAAACAGGUGUUCCACGGCCCGGCUCAGAGCGCACUGGAGUACUUCUCCAACAUUGGAUACACCUGUGAGCCCCACAACAACCCCGCCGACUUCUUCCUGGACAUCAUCAACGGAGACUCGACCGCCGUCGCCCUCAACAGCAUCGACAGAGAAGAUCUGGAUUCAGACACUCUGACCAAGUCCAGACGAGGGAUCGAGGAAAAGCUCGUCCAGGAAUACAAAGGCUCCGCCUUCUUCCAGCAGACCAAAGCCGAGCUGGACAGGAUCAUUCAGGGAAUGCAGGCGACCACCACCGCUCCCUCCAGAACCAUCACCUACAACACGGGCUUCCUGACCCAGUUCAGGUGGGUUCUCAAGAGGACCUUCCGCAACCUGAUGCUCAACCCUCAGACCUCCGUCGCGCAGGUGGCGGUGACGUUGUUCCUGGCUCUCGUGGUCGGCGCCAUUUUCUUUGACGUGAAGAACGAUCCGAGUGGAAUUCAGAACAGGGUCGGCGCGCUCUUCUUCAUCACCGUGAACCAGUGCUUCAGCUCGCUGUCGUCCGCCGAGCUCUUCAUCGCAGAGAGGAAGCUCUUCAUUCACGAGUACAUCAGCGGGUACUACAGGGUGUCGGUGUACUUCCUGUCCAAGAUCCUGUCUGACAUCAUCACGCUGAGGACCGUCCCCGCCAUCACCUUCAGCUGCGUGGCCUACUUCAUGAUCGGUCUGAAGCCGACCGCCGGCGCCUUCUUCACCUUCAUGUUCACCGUGACUCUGGUGGCCUACACCGCCACCGCCAUGGCGCUCGCCAUCUCAGCCGACCAGACGGUGGUCGCCAUCGCCAACAUCUUCAUGACCAUCGCCUGCGUCUUCAUGAUGAUCUUUGCAGGUCUGCUGGUGAAUCUUCCCUCCAUCGUCAGCUGGCUCUCCUGGCUGAAAUACUUGAGCAUCCCUCGAUACGGCCUCGGUGCUCUGCAGGUCAACGAGUUCACCGGACUCGACUUCUGUGGAGGAUACAACAGCAGCGGCGCUCCGCCUGGACUCAAGUGCACAGGGGAGGAGUUUCUGACGGAACAAGGUGUGGAUUUCACCACCUGGGGCUUCUGGCAGAACCACAUGGCUCUGGGCAUCAUGACCUUCUGCUUCCUCAGCAUCGCGUACCUCAAGCUGCGCUUCAUCAGGAAAUUCACCUAGACCUCCACCUGCCCUUCACCUGCCCU
Messenger RNA from Pungitius pungitius (ninespine stickleback), 2213 nucleotides. RefSeq names its product ATP-binding cassette, sub-family G (WHITE), member 2a (gene abcg2a). The transcript has 19 exons. Gene Ontology annotation, biological process: transmembrane transport. The record is from RefSeq and is a predicted model, not a curated record. Gene Ontology annotation, cellular component: plasma membrane. Bases 241 to 2187 code for a protein of 648 amino acids. NCBI's taxonomy places the organism in Eukaryota, Metazoa, Chordata, Actinopteri, Perciformes, Gasterosteidae. Gene Ontology annotation, molecular function: efflux transmembrane transporter activity; ATP binding; riboflavin transmembrane transporter activity.